Symbiodinium necroappetens is the source of this 201-nucleotide messenger RNA. NCBI's taxonomy places the organism in Eukaryota, Dinophyceae, Suessiales, Symbiodiniaceae. The record is from the annotation of a GenBank genome assembly.
AUGCAGUGGAAUGUUUGGGACUGUCCUUUCCACCUGACGGACGUGAUGCCCAGAUAUGAUGCAAUCCAGUCGCCCUUCACGGUGAAGGUCCCCUUCGUUGAGAUGGCCUACCGGGAGGAGGGAGCAGUGGCCUACCUAGAGCUGGUGAUCUGCGAGACUGCCAUGGAUGACGAGUCCCUCGACCCCGGGACGCACUUGUAA